AGUGAGCCCAGCACAACAAGCGCCCCCCAUUCGCCAAAUCCAUUCCCCAUGCAUCCACGCCCGUCCAUCAUCCUGCUGGGGGCCGCCCGUGGCCCCCAGAUUAUCCCGUCUCUCCGCACAUCCACCUGGCUGGCCCCCACAUCCAGAGUCACAGUCUCAUCCAUCGCCGCCACGGGCGUGGACGGUCCGGAUGAGGAAUCCAUGUGGCAUCGACGGUCGUCAGCGACUGACCGUUCUGGUGACACGAGCUUAUCAUGAUCGUUCUGGUGACAUGCCCAGUCCCACUCAGCGUUCAAGUUAUCCACUCCUCGGGCUACCGUACCUCCUCGGCCUGUCACUCUGGCCUAGGCCUUCCAUAUGUCCUCUCAUGCAUCAGAGUCGAGUGGUCCCCUCGUUCCAUCCAGACGGGCUUUCAUUUCAUCUCCACUCAUCUCGCCUUUGUCUCGCCUUACUCUCGCAUUCUGCCGCCACGGGUGGCGAUACCGCGCGUUCGACGAUGGUAUUUUCCACUCCAAGCUCCCUCAAGCUCGCAAUUCUUUGACAUUGGCUCCAAGCUCGCGUGUAUCCUCCUUUCCGCUGAUUCGGAAUCCGGCUUCGUGGUGCUGUAUCGCUUUCCGCGCGCCGACUGGCAUCCAUGGCUGGUCUGAAGUACGACCCUGACUUCUGGAACGUGGUGCAGCAGAGACUGCAGCCCAGCCCACAAGAAGUGCCGCCGCCAGUUCAUGCCCCAGGUGAAUCCAGCUUCACCCAUGCAUCUCCCGAGGGCCGUGAUCGUGAUUCUAGUGAAGCCGAUGGAAGCUGGGGGGUGACAAAGGCGAAGGAGCCUGAAGUGGAGUGGCUGGAUCCUUCUCUGAUCCGAUACAGCCAGUCGACCAUAUGCGAGGCCUUCUCACGCCCACCGGCAAAGGCAGCGACGGACACAGCUCCAGAACAGAGGAGCUAUGCUCGUAUUGCAGCAGCCGCACCGAGGAGCAGCAAGUACACCAUCUUCGAUGCCGUGCGCGAUCUGAAUGAGGGCAAGAGCAAGGUGGAGGACUUCCCCCCGAUCCGAGUGGUGGAGCACGAGGGGCUGCUCUUCUCCCUGGACAACCGCAGGCUCUACGUGUUCAAACUGUUCGGGAUCCGGGGGUUGCGCGUGCGUGCACGCCGUGUGCCUGCUGACAAGGAGCUGUUUCAGAAGCUCACGUGCUCGGGGGUGGGGGAUGAGAGAGGGAGGACGGUGAUAGUGCUGUCUGAGGAGGAGGCGAGGAAGGUGGGGCGGGUGCGGCAGCUGGAGCAGCACGUGCUCAAGUGGAGCGUGGAGGACAUCAUGAACGACUACCUGAUUGCCAGGAAGGUGCGCCCCAUCCCCGACACCUUCCCUGACAUCCGCUCCUACCUCUCUGUCUUCCGCUGGCCGCUGGUGGAGGAGUGCCGUGCGAGCUUGAAGUCGAGCUUGGGUAAGCUCUCAGCAUCGUCACCCUUGAAGAUUGACAUCCGUAAGCUGGAGAGGCUGGAUGGGUAUGUGGCAGGCGCGGACGAUGAUGAUGAGGAGGAGGAAGAGGAGAGUGAGGAGGGUGUUGGGUUUUACAUGGGCCAGGAUGAUCCCUUUGGCAGUGAUUGGUAUGGCGAGGGUGACGGAUACGGAGGGUCGUUUGGGGAAGCAAGGAGGGUGAAGAAGCAGCAGCCGAAGGUGCACUCGGACACAGGGCGGUUCUGUGCGGUGGUGUUUGAGGUUGACCGGGAGAGCCUGGCUCGGGACAGGGCAGCAGGGAGAGCCGGAGGCAGCCUUUCUGGAGAGGUGAAGCUGAAGCCGACUGAUGUGGUGCUUCUGUCCACUGUUGCUCCUACCCAGCCUGACGACCUGCUGCGCUCAGGCGUGCUGUAUCUGCUGGGCGUCCUUCUUCCGGACCGAAACGUAGCACAGGGGGGCGGGGACGGGAGUUCUUACUUCAAGGCUAAGAUAUUCGGUCCCAAGGAGUCGCCUGAGUUUAAAGGACUGGAGGACGCGCUGAGGGGGAAGAGGGGCGAUGAGGAGGAGGGGAUCACUUGGUAUGCAACUCAGGUGGAUAGCUUUGCCACGCCCCAGCGCAUCUGGGAUGCGCUGCACGCGCCGCUGGGGCAGGAGGAGUGGGACGAGAUGGGGGAAACGAAGGGAGUGACGAUGAUGAAGCGGAUGCUGGAGGAGGUGCUGUGCUCGGAUGAGAGGGGGGGAGACGGCAGGAGGGGUGGAGCGAGGCGUGGCAGAGAAGACAGAGAGCAGCGACUGAGUACGUUUCGACCAGCCAUCUCCAUUGCGCCCGAGGCGGUUCCAGAGCUCCUGCAAGCCGUGGGUGACUACUGCCAUGCGCGUCGUCUCAACCACCCCCAGCAGACAGCUGUUCUCGCCUGCAUCAGGGGCUUCCUCUCUGCUGCUGCUGCCGCCUCUUCCACCAACGCUGCUGCCUAUUCUAACUCCCCCUCCCCGUUCUUCUCCUCGCCCUUCUCCUCCUCCUCCUCCUCCUCGCAAUUCUCGUCCUUCUCCUCGUCCAUCGACUCCUCCAUGCCUCGCCGUCUGCUGCAGCUGGUGCAGGGGCCGCCGGGCACAGGCAAGACGCACACAGUCUCUGUGCUUCUCUCCGUGGUGCUCUCGCUUGGCGUGCGCACGCUCGUCUGCGCCCCUACCAACGUGGCCACGGCUGAAGUGGGCAGGCGAAUGCUUCGCAUGGCUCUCUCAUGUGAUGAGUCCUUACAGUUUGCAGGGUAUUGCCAAGUCCAGCAGCAGCAGCAGCAAUACGGCUGGCAGGGUAAGGAAGAGGGAUCAGUGGCAUUUAUAGGAGGUGGGAAGCUGAGGGUUGGGGACAUAGCCCUUGUGGCGAAUGAGGAUCGGCUGGAGGUAGAUCCGGAGCUGGGGAUGAUUCUGGUGGGGAGCGAGAGGAAGGGGACAAGCGGGAGUGGGCAGAAGGUCACAUACAGUGGGCGAGCGGGGAGGCUUGUUGCGGCGCUCUCGCUUUUGACUGGCUGGCGAGCCUCUUUCCCCAAACUGGUCGCUUUCUUGGAGAGCUCCUGGGAGGAUUUAAACUGCGAGUUCCAAGCAAAUAGCAAGAAGGAGGAGGAGGAGAAGGCAAGGGAGGAGGAAGAGUCUCCGAGUGCGCGUUACCAAGGCCAUGGUAGGCGCGAUGAUCAGAGGGUGGGAGCCGUGAAGGAGGCUGCUCCCAGCGUUGUGAGUUAUUUCCAGAACCGCGUGGUGCUCCUCUCUCUGGAUGCUAUGGAGGGAGCGGUGAAUCUCGCAGAGGACCUUCCGUCUGCUCUUCUGCCUGAGAGGGAGCGGCUGCUGCUCCUCCAGGCGUUUGAUCUCAUGGCAGCGCUGCUGCAGCUGGUGAAGUGCUCUGGACUGUCUCCUGCUGUUGUCAAGGCGUGGUUAGAUGGCACGGGAGGGGUUGCGGGAGGGGAAGGGAGCGUGGAAGCAGUGGUUGAGGAGGCCAGUGCCCUGCUUGGUUUUGGCAGGAAUGCUGGGGGGGGGCUGGACAGUGAUUCUGCUGGGAGCAGUAGCACGAGCAGCAGCGGUGGCGGCGCCACCACCACCACCACCACCAGAAUGAAGAUGGUUCGGGCUGCAUGCAGCUCGAACGGAAGCAGAAGCCGCACCACCAGCACCACCAUCGCACCGACACAAGCUCGGACCCUUUUCCCCUCCAUCCGCAACUGCCUUCGCCUCAUCUCCUACGCCAGCCCAGCUUACAGCAUCAAAAAUCUCAGCGGCGCCCCUACUUUCGCCUCCGUGGCUGCAGUGUGCAUAGAAAACGCCAAACUCGUGCUUUCCACCGUCUCGUCCUCUGCUCGUGCUCUGCUGCGGUACUCCCCUCCCUUCCCCCUGCUGCUGCUGGACGAAGCAGCCCAACUGGUGGAGGCAGAGAGUCUGGUGGCUCUAGAGGCCAAGGGGCUGCGCUACGCUGUGCUCGUGGGUGACCCCAAGCAGCUGCCAGCCACUGUUCUGAGCAAGGUGGCGGCAGAGAGCAAGUACAACCGCAGCCUGUUUGAGCGGCUGCAGGGCAAGGGGUGGGAGGUGCAGAUGCUGAGUGUGCAGUACCGCAUGCACCCCGACAUCAGCCGCUUCCCCUCGCACUGCUUCUACCAGGGGCGCAUCGAGGAUGGGGCCAACGUGUGCCACCCCUCGCACUGCCCGCCGCACCUGGAGGCUCUCUUUGGCCCGUAUGUGUUCAUGCACGUCAAAGGCAAGGAGGAGAGGGAGGUGGUAUCAGUGGAGGGUGGCUCUCGCAGUAUCGCGAAUUCGGUGGAAGCUGUGGUGGUGCUGGCGCUGCUCAAACGACUCUCGGAUGCGUGCAAGGGUGCACCAGGAGCGAGCGCGGGGGCAUUGCUCAAAGUGGGCCUUAUCUCGCCGUAUGCCUUGCAAGUGGAGUAUCUAAAGCGAGCUAUGGAGUACCAGGCGUGGCCGCACCUGGUGGUGGAGGUGAAGAGCGUGGAUGGCUUUCAGGGCAGGGAGUGCGACGUGAUCAUCGUCAGCACUGUGCGCUCCAACAGCCACGGCAGCAUCGGAUUCGUCUCUGACGCCCGGCGCCUCAAUGUGGCAAUAACUCGGGCGCGGUGCUGCAUGUGGGUGGUGGGCGACAGGGAGACGCUGCAGCGGGGGGACAGCACGUGGGAGCGGCUGCUGGUGGACGCGGAGCAGCGCGGGUGCGUGGUGGAGGCGCAGAGGGACGUCAAGCUGCGCAGGGCCAUCGAGAGGCGCCAGAUGGAGCUCGGGGAGGUGCAGCAGCUGCUGCUGCCCAAUUCGGGCCUCUGGGACUCGCUGCUCUGGGAGGCAACCUUCAGCCUGGAGUUUCAGCGCAGCAUGCGGGAGCUGCGGUCGCUCGAGGUGAUCAACGCGGUGCGGCGGCUGAUGGGUGGGCACCGGCCGCCGCGCAGCAGCAAGCCGCGGCACACCCUCAAGGACCCGCGGUACUUCGACAUCAUCCACGUGCAGGCCGUGGGCAAGCACCAGCUCGUCUGGACCGUGGACGUCUCCCGCACCUCGUUCAAACAGAUAAUCCGGGUGUGGGAUGUGGUGGAGGAGCAGCACGUGCUGAAGUGGCUGCGCCGCCUCGAGGGGGGACUGGGAACGUACUCAGACGAGGCCUUGGACCGCUGCGCCAGGUGUGACGACCGCCUCGCUCGCAGGGUGCAGCCGCUGCAGUUCCCCAAGGAUCCGAGCUUCACCUGGCACAAGGCGAAGCCCUCGCGAGUCAUAUCUGCAGCUGCCGGUGCAGCAGAGAGCGCACUGGAGCGGGCGCCAGUGGACGAGAGUGUGCUUCUAAUGAAGUUCUACCAGCUCUCCCUGGGCUCAGCCCGCCAGCUGGUGACAGCAGCACAGGGCGAGCUACCGUUCGAGGUGAACGAGCAGGAGGCGCUCAUAGUGCACUACCCUGGGAGCCUCUUUGUGCUCGGACGGUCCGGCACAGGCAAGACAACCAUCAUCACGCAUCGCCUGCUGCGCUUGGAGCGGCUGUACUUGCAUGCCAUGGGGGAGCGCGGAGCAUUGGCUCCUAGUGUUGGGCUUGGGGGGAGCGGAAGAGGAGGGGAGGUGGGAGGUGCAGGUGGGGAUGGAGUGGGAGGAAGGAAGAAGGGGGUGGGUGAUGGGAAGGGGAGUGGAGAGGCGGAGGGGGCGGGUGUGGGGACGCUGCGGCAGGUGAUUGUGACGCUGAGUCCGCGGCUGUGUGCGGCGAUUCGACACCAUGUGACCAAAGUGAGACGGACCAUGCUGGAAGCAGACGCCAUCCUCCCUGCCAGCAAUGCAGCACCCAAGCCAGGCCAGGGGGGGCAGCAGCAGCAACAGGAGGAGGAGGAGGCAGGGGAGGCGGACGAGCUACUACUGUCAGAGGAGGCAGAGGAGAAGCUUAUGGGAGACCUGCCAGAGUCUCUGGAUGAAGUGCAACCUGGUGCUUUUCCUCUCGUGGUCACGUUCAAGAAGCUGCUCAGCAUGGUCAAUGCUACUCUUGCUCGCCCGUUUCAUCAGGAUGGCUUAAAGGCGGGUGGGUGGCAUGGGAGGGGGAGUGCGGCUGGUGGGUGGAAGAGUGGGGGUUAUACCGGUGGGAUGGCUGGGGGGAGGGAUGGCGAUGGCAGUGACGACGAGGGGCGUGACUACGAUGGGAGUGAUUAUGAGUCUUGUGAGGAUGGUGAAGAUGAUGAAGACAAUGGGGAGGGGGAAGAGGAGGAGGAGGAUGGAGUGGGAGGGUACGCAUUUGGAAGGGAGUACCGCCAGUCACACUGGCACAGGGACAGCACACAAGGCACCAGUGGAGCCAGCAGCAGGAACACUGGCCACGGCACUGCCAGCGGCAGCGGUGCUGGUGGUAGCAGUAGCGGCGCUGGCGUCCUGUGUCUCCCUGAUGAGGUGGACUACGAUCGCUUCGAGUCUCUCUACUGGCCGCAUUUCAACACGUCAGUCACUCGACGCCUGGACGCCUCCCUUGUGUACAAGGAGUUCUUCUCCCACAUCAAGGGCUCCCUGCUUGCUCUGAGGUCGCCACGUGGCAGGCUCUCUCAAGAGGACUAUGUUGCUCUGGCGCAGUCCCGGGCUUCGAGCUUCGAUGAGGCGCAGAGGGAGGUGAUCUACGGGCUGUACGUGCAGUAUGAGCGGCUGAAGCGGCAGAAGGGGGACUACGACCUCUGUGACUAUGUGUACCAUGUGUAUAAGGAGCUGGAGAAAGGGGCGACAAGGAUCUGCACCCCUGCUGCUCUUGCUGCUGCUUCUGCUGCUGCUGCUACUGCUGCAACUAGCAGGUCUUCGUCUCGUGCUGCUAAGUCCCUUGCCGCUUGUGGCGAUGACAAGGUGCUUGCCGGCCCGCCUUUCCAGUACGUGUACGUGGACGAGGUGCAGGACUUGACUCAGGCGCAGAUCGCUAUAAUGCGCUUUCUCUGCGCGAACACAGCUGGUGGGUUUGUCUUUGCGGGGGACACGGCACAGACAAUUGCGAGGGGGGUGGACUUCCGGUUUCAGGACAUCCGCAGGCUGUUCUAUGAGCUGUUUCUGGGGAAGAAGGAGAAGCAAGGGAGGUGGGCAGGAGCAGCAGCAGCUCGAGGCAGGCAGAAGCUGACUGGCAAAGGGAGGAGGAUGCUGGAGGAAAUCGGGAGUGGGGCAGCAGAAUCGGCAUCAGCGGUCAGUGCAGCGCACAGCUCAGUCAAGGUCAAGAACAGAGAAGAGCAGAUGGGAAGAGGCAUGGGAGCAAAAACAUCAGCACAGGAGCGGGCAUCGUGUGCCGAGAUGCCAGAUCUGUUCUUCCUCUCUCAGAAUUUCCGUGCGCAUAAUGGCAUAGUGCGCCUAGCCGACAGUGUGGUGCAGGUGCUGCUGCACUUCUUCCCCCAUGCAGUCGACCGGCUGGCUCCGGAGUUCAGUCUGAUCGAUGGCGAGGCGCCGGUGUUUCUGGAUGCUAACGCCAACGAUGAUGUGGUGACGCAACUGUUUGGGAAGAAGGGGGCCAUUGGAGGCGGCGGGUGCGAGUUUGGAGCGGAACAGGUCAUCUUGGUGCGAGAUGCAGAGAGCCGCACGGAGCUCGUCAAGCGGAUCGGAUCCAAGGGACUAGUGCUCAGCGUGCACGAGUGCAAGGGGCUGGAGUUCCAGGACGCCCUGGUCUACAACUUCUUCUCGGGCUCGCCCCUAGCCUCCAGCUGGCGUCUGCUGCACCAUUACAUGCGAGAGCAUACCCUCAUUCCCUCGGCAGAGGAGGGCUCUAGCCGCUGGCAGUGCCCUGCGUUCGACCCCAAGAGGCACAAUCUGCUGUGCAGCGAGCUGAAGCAGCUCUACGUGGUGCUGACACGAGCGCGGCAGCGGCUGUGGAUUUACGAGGAGGACGAGGGGGCGAGGCGGCCGGCUAUGGACCUGUGGGGGGCCAUGGGGGUAGUGGCGGUGAAACCACUCUCUGACGACCUCCUUACUUCCAUGCACACUGAGUCGUCGCCUGAGGGCUGGCAUAAAAGGGGCACUGAGCUGUUCAACGCAGGCCAAUUCGAAGCAGCGGUGCUCAGUUUUGAGCGCGCAGGGGACGAACACAGUGCGGCCGUGGCAAGGGCGGCGCUGCUGCAGCAGACAGCCAGGAGGCUGCAGGGCACGGAUCCCAAGGAGGCAGGGAAGACGUUCCAGAAGGCCGCCCAGGCGUUCCUAAAUGUGGGGAAGCCGAGGGAUGCUGCCCGGUGCUUCACUAGCGCGGGCAAGAUGAAGCAUGCAGGUGACGUGUAUCGUGACAGGUGUCAGCCGCCAGUGUGGGUGAAAGCAGGGGAGUGCUACGAGCUGGCGUUGCUGCCAGAGCAGGCGGCCCUCUGCUUUGCACAAGCGUGGGAGGUGGAGAGAGCGCUCCACGUGUGUGCACAGCACCGGCUGUACACUCUCGGCGUGUCCCUUCUGCAGGCCUGGCAGGCGCAGGUGGGUGAGGGAAUGAGAGCCGCCAAAGCAGAGCAGCACCAGCAACAGCUGCAGAGGCUGCAGCAGCAGAAGCAGGAGGAGGAGGAGGAGGAGAAGUGGAGGCAGAGAGAGAGGCUAGUCACUCGGAAGAACGCCGAGUUUGUGCAGCAGGCUGCGAUGUAUUACUACAGGAAGAAGAACAAUGUGGAGAUGAUGAGGUUCGUCCACCAGUUCCCUUCACCCGCAAAGAAACGGCAGUUCCUGGAAAGGCGUGAUUUCUUCGACGAUCUGCUGCAGAUCGAGAUAGCUGAGGGGAAUUUCCAGCGGGCAGCUGAAAUGAUGCUGAAGAAGGGGGAUAUGGUUGGGGCAGCGAGAAUGUUUCUGGAGCAGAAGCGGUGGGGGCGGGCGUUUGAGUGUGCCAUGGGUGCGGCCCGUGUGGCCAGCAUGUGGGCUAAUGGGAACAAGGGAUGGCCGUUGAAUGCUCGGGAACGGAGGCAAGAGAAGCAAGAGAGGAAGGAGGAGACGGAGAAAGACGAGGCGAAGGUGGAGAGGGGAAAGGACGAGGGGAAGAAGGCGAAAGUGAAGACAGGAAAGGGCGAGGCUGUUCCUAGUGUUUGGGAAGGGAGGGCUGAGGUGGGUGGGAGUGAGAAGGAAGUGAAAAGCAUGCUAGACACUGCAGAGAGGAAGCAAGAGGAAGUGGAUGAGGCCAGGGAGGGGAGCAUGGAUGCCCUGGAGACAGCUGUUGCUGUGUGGGCGAGGGAGAGGAAGGCGAGAGAGGAGAGGAGGGGGAUGAAAGAUACGGGAGAGGGGAGUACGGUCGGAUCGAAGGUGCAAGAAUCGGACGGGGGGGAGGUAGCUGGGACGGAGGAGGGUGAGGUGGAUGAGAGGGAGGGGAUGGAGGCCGUUACCCUGUUGUGGCUGCGGGAUUUCUAUGUGCAGGGCGGUGCAAAAAGAGGCGGGAGAGAGGACGAGGUGGUGGGGAAAGAGAUGGGGAAAUGGUGGCAGUUGCUUACUCACUGCCAUGCGAACGAGCUCCUGGGUAUGGUGAGCGAGAUGGAGAAACGCACUCUGACAGGUGCAUCUGUGGUUGACUCAGGGGCAGAGAAUUUGGAGGUGGUAGCAGAGGAAAGGGAGGAGGUGGGGGAGACGGAGUUAGGUAGGAGGAGCAUUGCGGCUGAAGUGCUGGUGAGUUGGAAGGCUCUUCAGUCUAGUAUCCUACGAGCUAAGGCGUCUCUAUCUCAGCACCUCAAGACCUCCCUCUCUCGCUCUUCUGCCGCACCGGCUGCCCCGUUACUCCCGUCUCCCAUCAAGCCGGCUACCAACCUUCACUCUCGGCCCCCGCCUUCAUCGCCUGCUCCAGCCGCCUCUCUCCGACCCGCAUGGCAAAAGGCAGGUGACGGGUCCUCCCAGGGAACUCCGCAGCAAAUGCAGCGGCAGGAGCAGGAGGAGAAGCAGGAGCAGCAGGAGCAGGAGCUGCCGUUCGAGGCGGAUUUGAGGGAGGUGAAGCUGUGGUGGGGGCGGUGGAGUGAGAGGGUGGGAAGCAUGGUGGCAGCGCUGCAGCGACUGCAGAGACGCAGGGAGCUGCCCUCAGAUGCGCCCUGGCUAGAUGCCACCUUCCACCUGCUCUCCGCCUCCUCCCCGUCCUCCUCCUCCCACUCUGCCACCCACUCUCUCACCUCCUCCACUACGCAAUCUCUCCUUGUGGGCCUGUCGUCCGCUCAUUGGCUGAAUCCAGUGCGAGCAGCAGUAAAUCAUCUGCCUAAUCAAGGAACGAGAGGGGAGAUAGUGAGGGAGGCUGCAGCCAGGGCAGGUGCUAUCUACUGGGCGAGACAGGCCAGUGAGAUGGUGAAGGAGUGCGUGGACGUAAUGCAGCAGGCGUUAAGAACUCUGGAGAAAGGGGCGGUCAGCAGUAAGGCGCAGGUGGGGGGGAGGAGUGCAGGCGUGGUGGUUAGGACUGUGCCGCAGCAGGGGGGUAUGGGGAGGGAUCGAGCUUGGCAGGAGAAGGAGCAGGGUGAGGCGGAGGACAGGAUGCGAGCGAGGGAGCUGCAUCUUCAGCUGGAGUUAUGGGUGGAUGUGUAUGUCUUGCUGCAGUGUGCUGUGGACCUGUGUGGGGGAGGGAGGCAAGAGCAGAAAGAGCAGCAGGGAGGGGAAAAGGGCAAGGAGGUGCAAGGGGCAGGAGGGUCGGUAGAGGAGGGGGGGAUAACCCAGCUGGCAGGGGAGGUGGAGAGGUGGAAGGAGCAGCAGGAGAGGGCGGCGUUACAGCUGCUCACGUUGCUCUUCCCUGUGACCAGUCCUCUUCCUCGCUCCGUGGCGUUUGUGGUGGCGCGGUGGAGGGAGGACGAGCGAGCACGAACCAUGAUGCAGCAGUGGGCCUGCUCGUGCGUGCAGAAAUGCGUGGCGGAAGGCAGGAAGGAGGAGCAGCGGCAGUUGGAGGAGCAGCGGCAGUUGGAGGAGCAGCGGCAGUUGGAGGAGCAGCAACAGUUGGAGGAGCAGCAAGAGGAGCAUCAAGAGGAGAAGCAAGAGGAGCAUCAAGAGGAGCAGAAGCUGAGUGACUCUAGUAACGCACACAGGGCAGCAGGGCAGGAACUGGGACUCAUAGAACCGCUGGUCCCUCCUGGGCUGUUCGCCCAGCUGAUGCAGGUGCUGCCGUAUCUAGGGCCCUGGUGGAUGCGCAGGGAGUGCCAAGAUCUGGUGGCGAUGAUGCCCGCCAGCAGAGUGGAUGUGUGUGCCCGAAUGCUGCUGGCAGGCCAGUGGGAGCACGCUGCACAUUCGUUCACCCUCCAGCACCCGACGCUGCUCUCCGGAACUGUAGCCCUCAGCUACUGGGGCUUCUCACUCUACCACCUGUACAACUGGUGCUACUGGGAGGUGGACAACGGCUUUGUGUCCUUCCCCGUGUUCCUCAAUCUGGCUGAGAGGGCAGCUGUCCACAUGUGUGCUGCCAUCACCAAUCUCGAGAACCUCGUCAUCCCCUCCUCCCUGGCUUCCCUCCAUCUCGAAGGGCAGCACCAUUCCAGCCUCUGCACGCACAUGCUCCUGUGGCCCUUCAACCAGAACCCAAAUACUGUGGCUCAACUUCACGACACCAUCCUCUUUCCGCUCAUCCAUAUCCUCGUGCGCUUCUUUGUGUUCGAGCCAGAGACCCUCCUCUGGUGGAUGACCAAGAGCGGUGUUGCUCCAGCCGACCAUGGCUCCAUCUUUCUCCGCCUUCUCGUCCUCGUCGCCUUCGCUGUUUGCAAUGUCGACAACUUCCACCAGCAGAGAUUCUUCUCCUACCUGGUUACCAACUUCUUGAACGUCUUCUCUCCCACAGACCGACCACCCAACCCGCUUGUUUCCACCCUGCCAUUGCAACUGCAGCGCGAUCUGAUCGUCAUGUUCAGGCGGUCUCAUCCCCCACCCAAUCCGGACUAUUUCUUUGGCAAGCUGAGUCGCCACAUGUGGGCCAUGCGGGAUCCCUGGGUGGUGCUCAGGAGGAGGGGGUCGCGGAUGAUUCCAGAUUACACAUGGAAGGUUAAACAGGCUCGUGUGGGUGUGGAGUUUACAGCGCAGGGUGCAGGUGGCGCUGCUAAUGCGGGGCAGAACAGCUUCCCAGUGUUUUCUCUGCAGAAACUGACAGGUUACCAGGUAUUGGGGCUCCUGGGUGGUGAGAGUGGUGGUGGUGGUGCUGCUGCUGCUGCUGCUGCGGCUGGUGCGACUGGUACUGGUGAUGACGCUAUGGCUGCAGCUGAGUCGGAGGAGGAGCAAGAAACCAGCGGGGUGUCGGAGCAUGGGGAGGAGUGGGAUGGUGAUGGGAAGCGAAAGGCUGGAGAGGAGAAGGAAGCAGGCACGGCUGUGGGUGCUGAGGGUGCGGAGGUGGAUGGUGCGGAGAAGAAGGGCGAAGAAGACGUUAAUAAGAUGAGUGAGGGGGCAAAGGAGGUGGAGCAGGAGCUGAAGAACGCACAGCUGCAGAACGACGAGAGGGAGGAGGUGGAUGGCGUCAAGAUUGCACUCUGGAUCACCCAGCAGCUGCGUACCUGCCUGCAGCAGGCUCGUGAGCGGCUGCAGCAGGACCUGUCGCCCCUCCAGCAGUGCAGCAGGGAGGCGCGGAGAGCGCUGACAACCAUGCUGCAAUCAGUGGGUGCAAUCGAGCGGGCUUUCUACCUCAAGGAAUACGAGGAGCACGCGUGCCCCGUCAAGGUGGAGGCGGACGCAUUUCUGGCGCUGAUUCACGAGGGAGUGAGGCAGUUGAAGCAGCUGCUGCAGCAGGGGGGUGCGGGUUCGGGGAAGGGCCAACAGCAGAGAGGGCAUGGGGGUGUGUGGACUGAGGAGGAAGCUGAGAAGCAUGAGGAGCUACUGGAAGAGGCUCUGGAUGCAGCGGAGUCACUUGAGGCAGCCAUUAGUGUGGUCCACCACUCCCACUCCGGCCAUGCCUCUGCGUCUGUGAAGUGGCUGCACGGCACAGCCAUCGCCCCCCUCUCCGACCUCCUCUCCCAGCACUCCUCACUGGAGCACCCUCUCAAGCAGCUGCUGCACUCCACAGACAAGAAAGGGGAUGCUGCACAGGCAGCGUCCAGUAAGGGUGGGAGUGGAGUGGCUAAGCAAAGGGGCAGGGGCAGUGUGAGUGAGUCUGUUGGAGGGAAAGGGAAGGGGAAGAAGGGAGGGGGGCGUGGUGGAGGGAAAGAUGGUGGGGCGGGUGGUGGGAAAGGAGGGAAGAAACCACAGAGGGGAAGGUCGAAGAGGUAGUAAGGCUUGGAGGUUUGAGCUGGAGUGGGCGGUUUCCAUAACGUACUGAGGGCUGUUUGGUUCCUCUGCAAUCAUGCCAUGCACGUCCUUGUGUAGAUUUUAGGUACCCUAGUAUUGAACCAUUAGAAAAUGCAAGUGGAUUAGGGCACAGGGUUUUACAGGCGGGGGCGUGGUGUCUCCUAAGGGCGUGGGGCAUGGGGUCUCCUAAAUUCAUUCAAGAGCAUCUCGACGAAGUGCGCUAGAAAUCUAGGGCAACCCAGACGAAGUGAUGGAAGCAUGAUUGGGUUGAUAUGCUUUUUCACAUGCCAGCCAUGGGCCCGAAUUGUUGCCACUCCAAUUCAAGCUCACCCGCCCACAUCUCACUCAAGGGUAUUAUCGUA
Molecule: messenger RNA, 13458 nt
Organism: Closterium sp. NIES-67
Lineage: Eukaryota; Viridiplantae; Streptophyta; Zygnematophyceae; Desmidiales; Closteriaceae
Source: the annotation of a GenBank genome assembly